AUGAAUGACUCUUCACGCACCAUCAUGCCGCAUGCUGAGAAGUACCCCCCGACGGGCCUCCAGGCCCUCAUCCUGUGCGGCCCGGGCUCUUCGUUUCCGACCUUUACAUCAAGUCCCGAUGAGAACCCAAAAGCGCUCCUCCCUAUCGCCAACAGGCCCAUGGUUUGGUAUCCCAUCGACUUCUGCUAUCGCACAGGCAUCAACACAUCAGAGGCCAUCAAAACAGGCCUGAACACGGACAUUUACCUCACCAGCUUGCCGCUCCCCCGGCCUGAUGUUCUGGCGCCAAAGGAUCUGGACCACAAUAUGGGAACCGCCGAGAUUCUCCGACUACCAGAAGUGAAGGAGCUGGUUGAUAGCGACUUUGUGAUCUUGCCCUGCGACCUUGUUUGCGAGGUCGCGGGGAGCCAACUGCUUCAGGCGUGGCAAGUAAAGUCAGGCAGUCUGCUCAGUAGCCUGGAGGUGAACCAUGUCACCAACGGCAAGCGGUCUCGUUACAGCAGAGGCAUGGGCGUGUGGUACGACACCAAGGCGAACACGCCCAUCAAAAAGGAGGAGACCGACUUUAUCGCCACAACGUCGUUGGACAAGCCGACAAUGGCGCCUGCCACAGAAUCGAUCAUCCCGGGGAUAUCAAAGCUGGUGUACUCCACCCCAAGUGACACACUCAAAGAUGUGAUCGAGGAGAGCAGCGGGUUGCCCAUUCGCCACGGCCUGCUCAAGGCACACCCCCGAGUGCGCAUGCUCACGAAGCACCGCGAUGCACAUAUCUACAUCUUCCCGCGCUGGGUUCUCGAGUUUGUGGAGCAGAACGAGCGCAUGGAAAGCAUAAGCGAGGACGUGGUCGGCUGGUGGGCGAAGGCGAGCUGGCAGCGUGGGCUGGCCGAGAAGCUGCACGUGAGGACAAUCUGUCAAGCGCAGAAGCCCGAUGCAGACAGCCAUGACUCACCAACAAGCGAGAACUCACAAGGGGCCCGGGAUCUAGAGCAGGCUCUGUGGUCCCGGACCUCGACCAUGACCAUGGGUCUCACAUCGCAGCAGCUGCGUCGAGUCCUUAGUCACAAUGAAAGCCAGCCGGAGUCAGAGGUUCCGAAUAUCCUGGCAUACGUACAUUCUGGGUCAAGCCAGAAAGAGGGCUCUCUGGUCAGGAGAGUGGACACGGCGCAGCUACUGCUGGCGAUUUCGCUUCAGCUUGCAAGACUGCCCUCGCUCGAAGAGACGGGAGGCGAGUCAGUCUCUCCGUAUGCCCACGCCAGGAAAGUUGCCUACCCCGAAGGCGUCAAGUCACGCACUACGAUCACGAAACAAGAUUCUUUGGUGGGUGAGAAUGUGACGAUUGAGGAGAAGGUUGCCAUCAAGGAAUCCGUCAUUGGCACGGGCUGCCAGAUCAACGAGGGUGCCAAAAUCUCGGGAUGCCUCCUUAUGGAUGGCGUUGUUGUCGGAAAGAACUGCAAGCUCACAAAAUGCAUCCUCGGGAAGCGUUGCGUCAUCGGGGACGGGUCUAUCUUGACCGAUUGCGAGGUCCAAGAGAACCUACUGGUGGAGGCGAAGACGGAGGACAAGGACAACCGGCUGAUGAGUUCUGAAGGUUUGGAGGCCACCGAGGCCGAGAUGGACGAGGUUCUCCAGGACCAAGACGCGGAGGCAGACGAUGCUGUCAUGGAAUGA
Molecule: messenger RNA, 1668 nt
Organism: Emericellopsis cladophorae
Lineage: Eukaryota; Fungi; Ascomycota; Sordariomycetes; Hypocreales; Bionectriaceae
Product: Translation initiation factor subunit gamma-like protein
Exons: 2
Coding region: 1-1668 (555 amino acids)
Biological process (GO): cytoplasmic translational initiation
Cellular component (GO): eukaryotic translation initiation factor 2B complex; guanyl-nucleotide exchange factor complex
Molecular function (GO): translation initiation factor activity; guanyl-nucleotide exchange factor activity
Source: RefSeq, a predicted model, not a curated record